AAGCUGCUGCUCUUUGUGUUUGCUGCUGGAAGGAUGCUGUCCUUGUCUCGUUCGGUGGUGGGCGCCGUGGCCCGCGCUCCGGCUGCGGUCAGCCAAGGAGGCGUGACCACUCUCUGUCGAUUCAACAGCACUGCACAGAGUGCUCCAAAGAAAACUAAAUUUGGCCCACUGGCAGACGAGGACAGAAUUUUCACAAAUCUUUAUGGCCGUCAUGACUGGAGGCUAAACGGGGCACUGAAGCGUGGCGACUGGUACAAAACCAAGGAGAUCCUUUUGAAGGGGGUCGACUGGAUUCUUAAUGAGAUCAAGGUUUCUGGCCUGCGGGGGAGAGGCGGAGCCGGGUUCCCUACUGGCAUGAAGUGGAGUUUCAUGAACAAGCCCAGUGACGGCCGGCCAAAGUAUCUGGUGGUGAAUGCAGAUGAAGGAGAGCCUGGAACCUGCAAGGACAGAGAGAUCAUGAGGCACGACCCGCACAAGCUGGUGGAGGGCUGCCUGAUCGCAGGCCGGGCCAUGGGGGCUCGUGCUGCUUACAUCUACAUCAGAGGAGAGUUUUACAACGAGUCGUCCAACCUGCAGGUGGCCAUCAAUGAGGCGUAUGCUGCUGGGCUGAUUGGAAAGAACGCCUGCGGCUCUGGUUACGACUUUGACGUGUUUGUGAUGCGUGGCGCCGGCGCGUACAUCUGCGGAGAGGAAACCGCCCUCAUCGAGUCCCUGGAGGGGAAGCAGGGCAAGCCGCGUCUCAAGCCUCCGUUCCCUGCAGAUGUUGGUGUGUUUGGUUGCCCGACGACUGUCGCCAACGUGGAGACGGUGUCCGUGGCGCCCACCAUCUGUCGCCGUGGAGGGUCGUGGUUCGUGAGCUUCGGCAGGGAGAGAAACUCUGGCACAAAACUGUUCAACAUCUCGGGUCACGUGAACCACCCCUGCACUGUGGAGGAGGAGAUGUCCAUCCCUCUGAAGGAGCUCAUCGAGAGACACGCAGGUGGCGUUCGUGGAGGCUGGGAUAACCUGCUGGCUGUAAUCCCUGGAGGAUCCUCAACUCCCCUUAUCCCCAAGAAGGUCUGUGAAGAGGUGCUGAUGGAUUUCGACGGCCUCAUUCAAGCCCAGACCGGCCUCGGCACGGCCGCUCUAAUCGUCAUGGACAAAUCUACUGACGUCAUCAGAGCCAUCGCCCGACUGAUCGAGUUCUACAAACAUGAGAGUUGUGGCCAGUGCACACCAUGCAGGGAGGGAGUGGACUGGAUGAAUAAGAUGAUGUGGCGUUUUGUUCGUGGCGAUGCGCGGCCGGCGGAGAUCGAUAUGAUCUGGGAGCUCAGCAAGCAGAUCGAGGGACACACCAUCUGCGCGCUGGGUGACGGUGCAGCAUGGCCCGUUCAGGGAUUAAUCCGGCACUUCAGGCCCGUGAUGGAAAGCCGAAUCGCUGAAUACCAGCAGCAGAAAAAGGCUGUGGCUUAAAUCUCGUUCUCAACAUAUUGAUUUCUUCAUUCUGCCUCCAAACGCCCUUAACUUCAUGUCUGUGAGAAAUAUUUAAACUAAGGAUAACGUACUGUCUUUUUGCCUCAUCGGGAAGCUUCGAGUGACACUUUUGUUGUGUUUGAAAAUCCCAAUAAAGAUUUAUUACCUGAAACUAUUGGGUGAUUUUAA
Molecule: messenger RNA, 1641 nt
Organism: Poecilia latipinna (sailfin molly)
Lineage: Eukaryota; Metazoa; Chordata; Actinopteri; Cyprinodontiformes; Poeciliidae
Gene: ndufv1
Product: NADH:ubiquinone oxidoreductase core subunit V1
Exons: 10
Coding region: 34-1452 (472 amino acids)
Biological process (GO): mitochondrial electron transport, NADH to ubiquinone
Cellular component (GO): respiratory chain complex I
Molecular function (GO): 4 iron, 4 sulfur cluster binding; NADH dehydrogenase (ubiquinone) activity; NAD binding
Source: RefSeq, a predicted model, not a curated record